Molecule: messenger RNA, 1459 nt
Organism: Musca domestica (house fly)
Lineage: Eukaryota; Metazoa; Arthropoda; Insecta; Diptera; Muscidae
Gene: msb1l
Exons: 2
Coding region: 125-1081 (318 amino acids)
Source: RefSeq, a predicted model, not a curated record
GACCUACCAAUCCCUAUUUUAAAACCAAAAGACGCGCAACCUGGCCUUUUGAAUUUGAGAAAUCGCCAUCAUUUCAUUAUAACAAAAGUUUCGUUUUAAAGUCUAAAAAGAACCAAAACCAACUAUGGGAGGUAAGCAGACAAAAAUCGAAUGCACGGAUUUUACUACUCCGGCGAGACCGAAACCAGAUGAUAUCAAUAUGUUCGAUCCAAGAUCGCCCAACUUUUGCAGAACUCCAAUCGAAAUUGCAUCGGAGAGUUCUAGUACUGGAAGAAUGGACGUGUUGCGCAAGCGUUUCUUGAAAGGAUUUACUUACAGUAUCAACGAUCCAAGAUCACCAAGCCUUAAUCGAACGCCUUUAGUAUUAGAGGAUUCCAAUGAAAGAUCUUUGAAUUUAGACGAUACGUUUGCAGAUUUAUUUAUUGGUCCGAGCCUUCCUACUUCUCAGGUUGCCGUGCAAAAUGCCUGUGACAGUGUGGGUAUAAGUGGGGAACACCAAGUUCAAGCAAUUGAAAAAUUACCAACCACACCGGUUGCAGUUCAACAACAAUUUGAUCCUCGUUCACCUUCUAUAGGAGUGGAUCGAACUCCGAUUAUAUUCAGUGACGAUGAAAAUGAAGCAAGCGAGGAUGUUGUACUCGAAAACAUUCUGUCAAGUCUUACGCUUAAAAUGGAUGAAAGUGGAAGCGUUGUCUCUAUAAAAACACCGGAAGAGACUAAAGUGCGAAACGAAUCUGAACUUGUACUGAAACCAAGCAAUAAACAGUUGGACCGUGUUAGGAAUGGCAAGAAAGCUGUAACAAAAGGUCAACAAAAAAGGCAAAAACAGAGGCUACGGCAAAAAAUUUAUGAAGAUUCUGAAAAUCAUCCCUCAACUCCGAAACUAAAGGUUUCCAACGCUGGUGUCACUGGCCUAAAGAAUGCACGAAGGACUCCUUUAAGUUGCGUACGGAAUAGCUCACAACUGCGGUCACGCUCAGUUGAUUCUCCAGGAAAAUCAAAUAAAACUAACACCGUGAUUAUGAGCAAUGAUGAUGCUCUAAUACCAAAUGAACGUUUUAGAAUCUCCAAUGUCAUGUGAACGCAUUACACAUUAUUCGCUUAUUUUCUAAACUAAAAUGAUAAAUAACAUUGAAAUAGAUAAUACUAUUAGUAAUGUAAUAUUUAGCACCACUUUUAUGCACAAAACAUGGUGUGCCAGAUAAUUUAAACUACCGUACGUCAGACAUUUAAUUCAUUUGAUAUACCUAAUAUAGAAAGGCGACGAUUUAAUAUAUCAAACCUUUGCAGUUAUGUUCAGAAAUAUGUAUAACUUAAUUACGUUAAUAUUUUAAAAUAUAUCCCAAAGGAGGCCAUUAUAUUUUGAACACUACUGUGUAUUUGCGCAGUAAAAGUAUAUAGAUUAAUAUACAAAAACUUUUAUUUUUUAAUAAAAAUGCAUGCAAUCAUUGAAAAAGAA